Molecule: messenger RNA, 1623 nt
Organism: Orbicella faveolata
Lineage: Eukaryota; Metazoa; Cnidaria; Anthozoa; Scleractinia; Merulinidae
Product: putative inactive peptidyl-prolyl cis-trans isomerase-like 6
Biological process (GO): protein peptidyl-prolyl isomerization
Cellular component (GO): cytoplasm
Molecular function (GO): peptidyl-prolyl cis-trans isomerase activity
Source: RefSeq, a predicted model, not a curated record
ACUUGAACCCCGGGAAUCUUAGAAAUAACAAGCAAAAUGGCGGAAAAGCAUACGAUCUCUGUGAUCGGCCUCCUCAAAGAUGCGGAAUUUCACAUGGCAAAAGGGGCUGCGGAGCAACUUAGCCAAAGGAAACCCGAAGUCUUUACUGAACCUUACGUUCUUGGCUUGUUGGAGUGCGAUUGGGAUGCAUUUAUUCGCGACAAGAAGAAGGAAAUGGGAAAAGAAGUGUGGGGAUUUCAAGAAAAUGUCAUCGCCUUUCUGAAUGAAGAGUUAAUUGGGGGACAAGAGGAAUUUUCAAAAUGGGCAAUGGAUAACCAUGGAUACAGAUAUUUUAGGCCCCUUCCACUUUGGCAUGCGAUGGCUAAAAAAUCAUAUAAGGACUACCUCCUUGCCACAAAGCAUCAGUUUGUCUAUAUGGACAUAGCAGUGGGCCAUGAUAAGAUUGGAAGGUUGCUGAUUGAGUUGUUCUCUGAAAGGUUACCAAAGACAUGCAAAAACUUCCUUGAGCUUUGUUUGGGAAGUCGAACUGAGGCCGAACGGCAUGACCCUCCUUUGAAACUAUGGUACAAGAACUCCAUAUUUCACAGAAUAGUUCCCAAUGGAUGGAUUCAGGGUGGAGACAUUGAAGAAGGAAAAGGGAUUGGAGGGGAGUCCAUCUAUGGCCCCUUCUUUGAAGAUGAAGACUUUUCCAUACCGCACGCCAAGAGAGGUAUCGUGGGUAUGGCCAACAGGGGCCGGCAUACAAAUGGCUCUCAAUUCUUCAUCACGUUACAGCCUGCUCCUUGGAUGGACACCAAAUAUGUUGCUUUCGGACAAGUUAUAGAGGGCGCUCGAGUUCUUGAUGAACUGGAAAAACAGGAAACAUUUAAUGAAAGACCCAAGUCUCAGUGUGUCAUCUUGGACUGUGGAUUAUUCGAUGUGAAAGGCCUGUGGGAUACCCCCAGAUCUUAAUUUAUCGGCUGAACUUACAGCUAUCUUUAAAUCACUCUGUACGACUUGGCUGUGUGCGAAAGAGUGAUUGAAAUCUACGUAUCCACAUCAUCACCUUUUAUGAAGCAUAAAUUCAUGUCCGAAUACCUGCUUACCAAAUAUCUUUGAAAUCGAAUGACCAAGUUAUAUUGACUAUUGCUGGAUUACACAAUGGUAGUAACUUCUCUGUCACCUUGCUGUGCAAGUUUGUUUGAUCGUUAGAUAUGGAAGACUGUUUUAUUCUGCUCAUGUGCGAGUAUUUAUAGGAUUAGCUUGUUGUUAGCAUAGCGGAAUUAAAUGUCGAGUAGACAUCACACCGCAGUUACGUAGUUUGGCCAAUUAGCACAUGUGCAAAUCGCGCCGCCACAAGAAUAUUUUUUGAUGUUGAACGUACUUCUUCUACAAUUAUGAAAAGAGUUAUUUAUGAGGCAAAUGAACACCGAAUCUUGAGACAAAAUCUGAACUUCUCAGUAAUAUUUAGGUGAGUUAUCUAUUUCCGGAGCGUUUGCAAGAAAUUUCAAAAUACGAGUACACGGUAAAAAGAAGUCUAUUUUCGAUAAUAUGUAUAAUAUAGAAACCCUGGAGACUUCUACUGAUUGCAUUUAAAGUGCUUAAUAUAGAUGAAAUAAAGAUUUUAACGGAGUCUUUGUGUAA